Molecule: messenger RNA, 1349 nt
Organism: Pseudopipra pipra
Lineage: Eukaryota; Metazoa; Chordata; Aves; Passeriformes; Pipridae
Product: zinc finger protein 239-like
Exons: 2
Coding region: 8-997 (329 amino acids)
Biological process (GO): regulation of transcription by RNA polymerase II
Molecular function (GO): DNA-binding transcription factor activity, RNA polymerase II-specific; RNA polymerase II cis-regulatory region sequence-specific DNA binding
Source: RefSeq, a predicted model, not a curated record
UGGGGGGAUGUCCUUGGCCUUCCCUGUGGGCCGGAGGCAAAUCCCCUCCCUGUCCUUCUUGCUUCCUGCCCCAGGCCCCGAGCUGAGGACGGAGAGCCUGGAGGACAAAUCCCCCCGUGAGACCCUGGUGGGAGAGGCCGUUUUGAAGGGCUCCCCGGCGCAGGAAGGCAGCGGGGAGGAAAAGGGCCGGAGAUCCCCCCACAGGAGGGGCUCCAAAGCCAUCCCAGGGUGCUCUGAGGAGGAAAGAGCCAGUCUGUGCCGGGAAGGUGGCAGGAGCUUGAACCGGAGCUCUGAGCUGGUGGUCCCUGAGCAGCCUCCCAGCAGGGAGAAGCCCUUCAAGUGCUUGGAAUGUGGGAAGAGCUUCAGAGACAGCUUCAACCUGAUCCGACACCAGCACAUCCACACUGGGGAACGGCCCUACAUGUGUAGGGAAUGUGGGAAGAGCUUCAGGAACAGCUCCGGCCUGCACGUGCACCGUCGCAUCCACACUGGGGAACGGCCCUACAAGUGUGUUGAGUGUGGGGAAAGCUUCAGGACCAGCUCCAGCCUCCGCUCUCACCAUCUUAUCCACAGUGGGGAACGGCCCUACAAGUGCUUGGAAUGUGGGAAGGGGUUUCAGACCAGCUCAGAUCUCCUGAAGCACAAGCCGACACACACAGGGGAGUGGGCCUUCUACUGCACUGACUGUGGGCAGGGCUUCAACCGGAACUCCACCCUUGUCACCCACCAGCGCAUCCACACUGGGGAACGACCCUACAAGUGUGGGGAGUGUGGGAAGAGGUUUACACGCAGCUCACAUCUCAUCCAGCACCAGCAGACUCACACGGAUGAGAGGCCCUUCUGCUGCACAGACUGCGGGAGGAGCUUCAACCAGAACUGCAACCUCAUCAAGCACCGGCGCAUCCACACUGGAGAGAGGCCCUACAAGUGUGGAGAGUGUGGGAAGAGCUUCACUAAUAAGUCUGGCUUGACCCAACACCAACGGACCCACCGGUAAAGGAAGCUCCAACUACGGGAAGAGCUUUGGCCGCUGCUUCCACCCCGAAUGAACCCCCUGAUGAUGAGGCAACCCCUGGAGUCCAGUGACUGUCAGUCCAUCCCUUUCAACCAGAAAGGGCCAGUCCCCUUUCCCAGGGGCAGCUUCUUCCAACAGAACCCUUCUUGGGGUGUGUGUGGAGAUUCCUGCCUUGCCUGGGGACCCCCCAAGGUCACUCCUCGAGGUUGAGAGCAGAGAUCUCCCCACGAUAGAAUUGCUUCAACAAUUGCUUUAGUGUAGAGCACUGUCCUAUCUUAUUCUGUACUCCUGUUAGUUUUAGAGUUUCUGUUGUGCAGUUAAUAACUCUGAUGAA